Molecule: messenger RNA, 2108 nt
Organism: Acanthochromis polyacanthus (spiny chromis)
Lineage: Eukaryota; Metazoa; Chordata; Actinopteri; Pomacentridae
Gene: map6d1
Product: MAP6 domain containing 1
Exons: 3
Coding region: 517-1431 (304 amino acids)
Biological process (GO): microtubule cytoskeleton organization; regulation of microtubule cytoskeleton organization; cytoskeleton-dependent intracellular transport
Cellular component (GO): Golgi-associated vesicle; microtubule; cis-Golgi network
Molecular function (GO): calmodulin binding; microtubule binding
Source: RefSeq, a predicted model, not a curated record
UGACUGUACACCACUGUACGCUGGACGCUGCAUCACAAUUAUGUAACCUCGGUGUUGGGGUGCACUCAUUUCAGUGAUUUGUAGGAGGAGAAGCCAUAAAACAUCUCACGCACGAGUGGAAACCUGCGGUGGAGACGAAAAACGACGAUCCUUUGAUUUAAAGAAAAAAAAAUCCAAUCAGAAUGAUGCAGACACCGGGAUCCGGCAAGAGAUGCGGAUAAUAAUUUGCCACAGAUUCCUCUGCAUAGUGGAGGCACUAUCACAGACCACGUGAGAGGAAUAUUCAGUGACGGUCCCCGACAGACCGGCUCAUCUCCACUGGCAGUCCUCUGCUGCUGACAUGGACUCUUGGACACUGUGCGCUCUGAGCUUCCCAGAAACGGAGCAGGAGGGAGGACGACACUCUGUCUGAAUGUAACCUUUGAUCUCUUUUUUUUGGCCGUUUUAUCUUCUUUUUCUGUUCUUUUUUUGUUUUUCUUCUUCUCCUUCUCUCUAAGUCAGAACACUUGGGUGAGUAUGGCUUGGCCGUGCAUCAGCAGAGUGUGCUGCCUGGCUCGCUUCUGGAACCAGUUCGACAAAUCGGACCUGUCCGUCCCGCUCACCAUCCAGAACUACUCGGACAUCGCCGAGCAGGAGGUGCGGUCCGUCACCAAACAGGUCUCCGCGUCGGAGCGCGCACCCGGGAAUAACUACUCAACCCCGGAGCCCCGCGCCAAUAAAGGCUCUCCUCAGGCGCCCGGUGAUGGAGCGGGCACCAGAGGAUCGUUCAGGGCGCGGAAGGAACCCAGCUACAAGCCCCGGGAGGACUACCAGCCGCCCGGAGUGCCUUUCCCCAGCGUUACGCAGUACAAGCAGGAUUUCAAACCCUGGCCCAUUCCGAGGAAGGAGAAUUUCCCGUGGAUUAGUAACGGAGGCAGCAGGGCGGACAGUGUUUCGGACAGUCCGGUGAACAGUUACCACGUCCAGGAGAGAGAGGAGCGGGGCAGGGGGCAGAGGUGGGGGGAGCAGCAGGUGAUGGAGGAGAGCAAAACCAGCUCCUACAGGCAAGAGUACAGGCCGUGGACGGGGGUGAGACCGGCUAAAAGUGCGAGGAAAAACCCUCCAGCUCAGUACUCCAGCCCAGGGACAGAAGCCACCCACAUCCCCCGUGAGACCAGCUACCAGGCCGCCUACAGCGGGGAGGUCAGCAGGUCCAUAGGUCCGCAUCAGGGCGAGCACAUCAUCCCAUCUGCUGCCUCCAACGUACAACCUGCCCCGGUGCCCCACCCCGCCUCAGCUUCACCCUGCCCCUCCAGCCUCCAGCAGAGCAUCCUGCCCGAGAGGACCGAGCUCAGUGGAACCGCCAAGGGAGAGGAACAUCUAGUGAGGACCAAACUCCCUCCAAACCCUUCUGCUGUCUUUCAAAGCGGAUCGAGGGUCUUCAACAUCUGACAGCCGCUGCGAUUUUCCAACCAUUCCACUUUGACCGGUUUCAAUUUUAAGGAAUCACCAGGGGAACGUUUUCAGUCCAUUCCACAACACAAGAAUCUAUGCAAGGGAAUGUAUUGUUGUGAAGCCUGUGGUGUCCCAAAGUGGAGACACAUAGAUGCCCUUUUACACUCCUUCCUGCCCCCCGUUACCAUGGAAAUGAAUAUGCAUGUAACAGAAUAGUUUUGAAACACAAGCUCUUUUUUUUGGUCGUUUUUGCGGUUAUAGACGCACAAGAAACUGGCUGCUCUCUCUCUCUCUCUGUGUGUGUGUGUGUGUGUGUGUGUGUGUGUGUGUGUGUGUGUGUGUGUGUGUGUGUGUGUGUGUGUGUGUGUGUGUGUGUGUGUGUGUGUGAGCCUGCUGAUUUGUCCCUUUUAUUGUACAUAGCGUUGAGUCCGCACCGAUAACGAAUGACACAGUUUGUCAUCGAGUGUGUAUGCUUACUAUGUUGCCCUUCGGUGUUGCUAGAAAUCUGCUCGAAAAUAAGUUAUUUCCUCAGUAUUCACUUCAUUUACUAUUUUGGGAGAGUAUUGUUCAGUCUCAUUUUGUAAAUCUGUUGUUAAAGAAAAGGCGCAAAUACACAAUGUAAGUGAAAUUACAAUAAAAGAUUAUUAGCUAGGUUCUUAGCAUUUUCUCUCCGA